ACGACGUCGUGCGGCGUGCAGACGUCAGCAAACUGCGCCACGUCUUCGGGGUUCAACCGGAGCCGGCAAUUGGGCGGGACUGCCAGGGGUUCAUUGUCUCCUCCGCUUCAGAGGCUCUGUUUGAGUCCUGUCCACCGGACCCUACUGGGGUACCUUCGAAUAAAAGCGGGCUAUGCUGCUGUUGCCUGGCGAUACCCUCUCCUGACGCCUCCUCCGCCCCGGUCAUGUUGACCUUCGUGGGUCGGGGCUGGGGGUGCGCACGCGCGCUCGCGCCGCGGGCCACCAGGACCUCGCUUCUGGUGGUCCCGGGGCCCCGGCCCGCGUUAACCUUCGGGGCUGCUCCGGAAUCCUGGGCUACCGACAGGCUCUACAGCUCCGCUGACCUCAAGGAAAAACUUGACAUGUCUAGAUUUCCUGUUGAAAAUAUUAGAAAUUUCAGUAUCAUUGCACAUGUGGAUCAUGGCAAAAGUACUUUAGCUGACAGGCUCCUAGAACUUACAGGGACAAUUGAUAAAACAAAGAAUAAUAAGCAAGUUCUCGAUAAAUUGCAAGUGGAACGAGAAAGAGGAAUCACUGUUAAAGCACAGACAGCAUCUCUUUUUCACGAUUGUGAAGGAAAGCAGUACCUUUUAAAUCUCAUUGAUACACCGGGCCAUGUUGAUUUUAGUUAUGAAGUAUCCAGGUCACUUUCUGCUUGCCAGGGUGUUUUACUUGUGGUUGAUGCAAAUGAGGGUAUUCAAGCCCAAACUGUAGCAAACUUCUUUCUUGCCUUUGAAGCACAGCUAUCAGUAAUUCCAGUUAUAAAUAAGAUAGAUCUGAAGAAUGCUGAUCCUGAAAGGGUUGAAAACCAAAUUGAGAAAGUGUUUGAUAUUCCAAGUGAUGAAUGUAUUAAG
Messenger RNA from Saimiri boliviensis boliviensis (Bolivian squirrel monkey), 893 nucleotides. The record is from RefSeq and is a predicted model, not a curated record. Lineage: Eukaryota; Metazoa; Chordata; Mammalia; Primates; Cebidae.